Molecule: messenger RNA, 3942 nt
Organism: Pelagomonas calceolata
Lineage: Eukaryota; Pelagophyceae; Pelagomonadales; Pelagomonadaceae
Source: the annotation of a GenBank genome assembly
AUGUCGACGAAACCCAGGAAGGUGUCGACGGGCUUCAAGACCGCGUCAACGCCGGAUUUCAAGACCGCCCGGGCCGCCAUGGAGACCGACGGCGCCGCCCCGGUCACCGAGCAGCCACCAGACAAGACGACGGCCGACGCGCACGUCGACUGCACGCAGAUCCUCGGCGACGUCGAGGCCUACGAGGGCCCGACGCAGCUCAACGAGGAAGAGGAGGAGGAGGAGACGCCCGCCGUCCCGCGCCAGACGCCCAGCGGUACGGCCGGGCCGCCGCCGCCGCGGCCCCGCUUCUCCUACACGUCUCAAUCAUCAACACCGCCGCCGCCCGCUACUACACCGGCCGAUGCCGCCGCCGCCCCGGACGCCUUGCGGGACGUCCUCGCCACGGCGCCGGUCCAGCGCCAGCUCUCGGACGCGUCCCGGCACGCGACGGCCGGCGACACGGCGCCGCCCGAACCCAUUGACCUGACGCAGGACGAGGACACCGAGGUCGAGCCGAGCCAGCCGCGGGCGCCGGCGCCGGCGCCGGCGCCGGCGCCCUACGAGUCGGCGCCGACGGAGGUCGACCCCGCGGCGCCGCCGGGCGCCGACCCGCUCGAGGACGACCCCAUUGAGGACGACGACGAUGAAGAUGGCCCGCUCGCGGCGACGCAGGUCGAGGCGCCGGCCGCGCCGCCGGCGGCGGACGAGGACGACCCGAUCGAGGAGGAUGCCGACGCGGUAGACGCGAUUCUCGACGCCGGGCGCCUGCGCACGCAGGACCCGCCGCCGGCCGAGGAGGAGGAGCCGGCCUCGGACGCGUCGCGCGCGGCGACGGCCGGCGGCACGCAGCCGGAGCUGGUCGCGGAGCCGCCGGCCGCGGAUUCGCCGGGCGGCGCGACCGCGCUCUACGACGACUCGCAGCCGCGGCCGGCGCCGGCCGCGCCGGCGCCGGCCGCCCGCGAAGGCAGCGUGGCUGGCGACGGCGACGCGAUGGACGUCGACUCGCAGCCGCGGCCGCCGGCCGGCAGCGCGGCGGCGCCGAUGGACGUCGACGAGGCAGCCGCGGCGCCUGCGCCCGCGGUGCCGUCGCCGGCCGGCGCCACGGUGCUCUACGACGACUCCCAGACCCAGCCGCCCUCGGUCCAGGCGGCGAGCCCGCGGCCCGCGCCGGCAAAAGCGCAGGGCAAGUCGCCCGCGACCGCGACCGUGCUCUACGACGACGCGUCGCAGUCCCAGCCGGAGCCCGCGGCAGCGCCGCCCCGAAAGGACGCGUCGCAGUCCCAGCCGGCGCCGGCGGAGGACUGGGACGCCGCCGCGGCCGCGCCGGCGCCGGCAGACGCACCGGCGUCGCAGCUGUCCGUCGCCGAGCCGUCGCAAGUCGCCGAGUCGCAGCCGUGCUCGCAGCUCGCCUUCGCGUCGCAGCCCUCGCAGCCGAGCCAGGGCACGACGAAGCGCCGGUCCGCGAGCGACCAGUACCGAGCGAUCGCGUUAGAUGAGGACAACGACGACGCCUGGCCGCCGCCGGACGAGGGCGCGGCGAGGGACGCGCGCACGGACGGCCCCGCACGCCUGAUCCACGUCCCGCCGGGCGACAUUGACGUCGACAUCCUCGCGGACGACCUCGCGCAGAGAGGCUCCGAAGCCUCCACGAUCCGGGACUGCCGCGCGAGAAUCGCCGCUAGAUUACGAGACCGCUUCCCCUGCUGCGCCGUGGCCCUCGGCGGCGCGUCGGACCAGCCCCAGUCGCACCCGUCCGUCAGCUCGAUCGGGAGCGGCUCGCCGACGUCGAUCGCGCGCGUCAAGCGGUCCACGCUCAAAGCGUCGCCGGUCUGGGUCGUCGGCGCGGCGCGCCAAGGCCCCGGGGCCCAGACCUUCUUCGACUGCACGCUCAUGGUCGGCCAACGGUCGUCGCCCCUCGUCGUCGCGGUGACGUUUUUGGAAGGCGGCGAGUGCACGGCCGCAUCUAAAAUCAGAAGCGACGCGGCGCAGCUCGACGAGGCCGCGGUCUUGAUACAUUUCGAGCGCUACUUCGAGCCGCUCCAGCCGCCGCCGUCGCCCUUGACGCAGCCGUCGACGUCGGGCUACCCGCCGCGCUCGCCGGCCUUCCGCCUGCCCACGGACGACGACGCGGCGCCGGCGCCGGCGCCGGCGGCACCACGGCCCGCGUCGCAGCCGCGCGAGGGGAGCUGGCUCGUGGGGCGCGGCGCGGCCGCGCCGCCCGCGCCGCCGCCGCCCGCGAGCAGUGAUGAUGAGGACGACGACGAGGACGAUUCGGAGCAGGACGAGGCGCCGGCGGGCCGCAAGAUCAGCCCCUGGCUCGGCCGCGGCGCGCCGCCGCCGCGGUCGUCGCGGGCCUUCGCGCUGCCGCGCGACUCGGGCGGCGGCGGCCGCCUGCGCCGCAACUCGGGCGCGCCGCCGCCGCCCGCGCGCGACGACGACGACGAGUUCGAGUUCGACGACGGCGCCGACGUCGAGGCGGCGCCGCCCGCGCGCAAGCGCCGGUCGCCGCGGUCGCACCAGCCCGCGCGGCCCUCACCCAAAAAGCGGCCCGCGCGCAAGCCCACGCCGAAGCGCCGGGCGGCCGAGUCCUCGUCGGAGUCGGACGACGACGAGUCGCCCGCGUCGCCGCGCGCGCCGCCGCCGAAGGCCCGCAAGCCCGCGCCCGCGCCGAAGCGCCGCGCGGCCGAUUCCUCGUCCGACGACGACGCGGCGCCCGCGCCGCCGCCGCCGAAGACGCGCAAGCCAGCGCCGAAGCGCGACGCGCCGCCGCGCAAGAAGCGUCGCGCGCGGCCUUCCGCCGCCGCCGACGACGCGGGCCCGGCGCUCGAGAAGUGCCGGAAGUCGCUCCAGGACGCGGCGCGCGGCGUCCAGGCCGCGCACGCCGCGUCGGCGCGCGCGCUCGACGGCUACCGCGACCGCCUCAUGGCCGCGGGCGAGCGCCUCAUCGACGCGUCGCGGCGGUCGUCGACGGACCAGAAGGCGCGCGGCGACCUGCACGCCGUCCUCAGCGAGCUCUGCACGGCGGCGAGCCCGGCGGCGCCCAAGCUCCCCAGCGUGCCCAAGGCGCCGCCGGCGCGGCGGGCGCGGCGGGCGCCCUCGCCGUCACCGUCGUCAUCGUCGUCAGAGGACGAGGCGCCGGCGCCGCGGAAGCGGCCGCGCGCGCGGCGCGCGGCGCCCUCGUCCGACGAGGAGGAGGAGGACGCGCCCGUGCCGUGCUCGCAGGCGGACCUGCCUCCCGAAGAGCAGAAGCGGAACCAGACCGCGCUGUGGCACAAGCUGCGGAGCGAGGGCUGGACGUGGCGCAAGGGCACGGGCCUCACGGACAAUUUCUGGUACUUGAGACCCGGCGUGAAGGGGCGGAUCACGGACCUGGAGCACAACGUCGACUACUUCGGCGUCGAGGACCUCUGGGUCUACGCCGACGCGCACGACCUCUGGCCGACGGGCGUCGUCGUCGCGGCUCCUCCCGCGCGGAAGAAGAAGAAGAAGGCCAAGGCCCGGCCGCCGCCGUCGAGCGACGACGACGAACCGCCCAAUGCACGCGAGAAGAAGCGCGCGCGCGAGAUCCCGGAGUCGCUUGGGGACACGCAAGACGUGCGCGCGGAGCUGAAGGCCCAGGGCUGGUCGCACAUUAUGGCGCCGGACUACAUCCAGCGGGCGCGGCCCGCCGUGACGCAGGUGUGGAAGCGGCCGGGGGUGCGGCCGAGCAAACUCGUGCUGGGCUACAACUGCUUCGCGACGGCCGACCUCGCGGCCCUGCACGCCGACGACCGCCCCCUCUCGAUGGGCUUCAUCCGCGCCGAGUGCGAGAAGUACCUCCCGGACUUGCUCGUGAAGCUGCCGGAUCUGGACGACGACGCGGCGCGGUACGAAUACGCGAAGGCGCGGUUCGACCAGGAGAACGCGGUGCACGCGACGUCUAAGCGCGCGCGGCGCGGCGAGAAAUAAGUUAUGCUGCAG